Dunckerocampus dactyliophorus (ringed pipefish) is the source of this 4890-nucleotide messenger RNA. RefSeq names its product solute carrier family 35 member F3b (gene slc35f3b). Bases 90 to 1793 code for a protein of 567 amino acids. Lineage: Eukaryota; Metazoa; Chordata; Actinopteri; Syngnathiformes; Syngnathidae. The transcript is spliced from 8 exons. Gene Ontology annotation, cellular component: membrane. The record is from RefSeq and is a predicted model, not a curated record.
CAAGCUGCAGGAUGGUGUUACUUCACUCCAGUCUCCUCCAUGAGGCUGACUGUUGACUGGCACAGCCCCGUGCACUGGCCCCUGUAAGGAUGUACGGGGAUGGGGAGGGCACCGUGUGGGACCUGGUCGGGCGACCCCACCGGGACUGUAUGUGCUACCUUGGACCUCCGACUAACUUGAUGCCGAUCGGGAUGCGCAAAUCGCCCGAAGUGAGCCCCAGAAGGCUUUCUGACAUCAGCCCUCAGCUCAGACAGCUCAAGUACCUCGUGGUGGACGAGGCCAUCAAAGAGGACCUCAAGUCUUCCCGCUCAGUUGAGGACAUCAACAGCGCAUCCAUAGAGGAGCGAAUACUGCGAAUCACUGGCUACUACGGCUAUCAACCUUGGAGUGCCAGCUACAAGAGGGAAGACCGGCCCAGGGAGCAUGCGGCCCACGGCGGCCAAGACGCGCAGUCGGCGGCGGGUGCGACGGGACCAGAGUCAGGCUCCAACAAGCGAAGGCUGCACUGCUGCAUCCGAAUAACGGCGGUGCAGGUGCGGAAGGCCCUGUGGGGAGUCGCCAUGGUGAUGUGCGUUUGCUCGUCGUGGGCAGGCUCCACACAGCUGGCCAAGUUGACUUUUAAGCACUUUGAUGGCCCUUUCACCCUCACCUGGUUCGCCACCACCUGGAACUGCCUCUUCUUCCCGCUCUACUACAUCGGUCACCUAUGCAAGAGUCCGGAGAGGCAAACGGCCAGACAGAGAUUAAGGGAGUGUUGUCGCUUUUUUGGGGACGAUGGGCUGAACCCCAAGGUGUUUUUCACCAAGGUGGCCCCAUUCGGCCUGCUGUGGAUCCUUACCAACUACUUGUACCUGCAGGCCCUCAGGAAGAUCAACACGACGGACGCGUCGGCACUCUUCUGUUGUAACAAGGCCUUCGUCUUCCUGCUCUCUUGGAUUGUACUGCGAGACCGCUUCAUGGGGGUCAGGGUGAGUUCACGGAUCACAUCUGCAGCAGGAAGACAAGAUGAUAUGUUUAUAGUUGCUGCCAUCUUGGCCAUAGCAGGCAUCGUCAUGAUGACCUACGCUGAUGGCUUCCACAGCCACUCAGUCAUUGGCAUCACGCUGGUCGUUACCUCAGCUUCCAUGUCUGCACUAUACAAGGUGCUCUUCAAGAUGGUACUGGGCAGUGCCAAAUUCGGGGAAGCUGCGCUCUUCCUGACCAUUGUUGGAGGCGCCAACUUUGUGUGUAUGAGCAUUGUGCCAGUCAUCUUAUAUUUUACACGAGUGGAGUACAUUGGAUCAAUAGGUGACAUCCCUUGGGGGUACCUGUGUGGGGUCGCAGGCCUUCUUUUGGGUAUGCAAAAAACAUCACUGACGUUGUGGUCUACAGUGCUACUGUCUUUGCUAUGUACAGUAAGUGUUGCUGAUAUAACUGUGCUUCUUCACACAGCUUUCAAUGUCCUGGUCAACUUUGGCAUUGCUAUUACAUACCCAACAUUAAUCUCCCUUGGCAUCGUCUUAAGUGUUCCUGUCAAUGCUAAGGAAGUGAAUAAAGUUCAUAUGACAAAAUUGGUGGACCUCUACACGUGUGAGAUCCAUUUCAACACGGUGCGCCUCAUCGCCGUCUCCAUCAUUUGCCUGGGCUUCCUCAUGCUGCUCCUUCCAGAGGACUGGGACCAGUGCAUAAUCCAGCUCAGCACCAGGCUACGUAAACGUGACGAGCCCACAGAGGGCGGCGUGGAGGCAGGGGCUGCCACAGGACUGAACUGGAGAGGCCGGGCAAGGACCUCCAUGUCCACAUUUGUACGCUGACUCAGAAGCAAGGCCCAUGUGAUCUUAGAUUCAGACGCAGCCUCCUUAGAUGUGAACUCUCGUAUGAGACCAAGAACAGAGGUAGAUUGUCAGUCAUCAUUGAGUUGGUGCAUGGAUCAGUUGUAACUUUUCUUUACCCAAAUUAUGAGCACGUAUUGCAGACAAAGUGAAGACAAAAUGUUGUUCCAUCGGUUCACCACAUCCUUAACUUGCCUAAGGAAACAUUUUUGGGGGGAAGGUUGACGUACCAUGUAGGCUUAAUCGCUUUAAAACAAUACACUGAAUACACAAAUUACAAAUGCUGAAUUGCUGCAAAUAAACGAGAGGUCUUUAGCGGCAUCCCUCAGGUGUAAAGACGACAGAAACCUUCCUCCUGUGCACUGUACAUAGCAGCUUGGAGUUCACACCUGCCGACCCCAGGUGCUCAUAUGGCGUGGACGGGCCUGUCAGUGUGAGCUCAAGAUGCUUUUACCACACUUCUCUCCAUCCCAAGCCUUCUUUGGACCACUCUGAUUGGCAGCCUUGCAGUCACGUGCUCUCCUUGGGUUAAAGUGGAGGACAAUAAUGAUUUUGUCACGAUAGCCCUGGAAAAAAAUACAAUGCAUGAUGAGCUUGGAUUGUCAUGAAAUAAGACUACUUUUAAAGGCGGUUGUAGUAUGCCCACCAUGGGUGGCAUGAAAUCAAUUAGCAGCUCUAAAGGCAAAUAUAGGAAGACUUUUCCUUUUAAUCACUGUGAGCAGAAAAUACACUGAGCCUCCCUCAUAACCUGUCAAUUUUCACUAAACUGCUUUUUUGUUGUUUUUUUCAGCAAAAACAUGUAGUUAAAAGAAACUGAAACUUGAUGUGCAUUCACAUUAGGUCCACCUGCACAAAUUAUAUAGAAUACGGAGUUGUAUAAUAACAUUGUCAGUUUUGAUUGACAGUGUUGGUGAGGUAUUCAAUUAGAAAUAUGUUGAUUUUUGUCUUUGUGUUUUGCAGUGGUGUACCACUCCACUGGAUCACACAGCAGUUUUUAAUAUUUUGGCUAAGCACCUAUCGGUAUGUUGUGGUACAAUAGUACACUAGAACAAUAAUAAACACAGUUAAAUAAAUGCCUCUAUGAACGCAUCAAUCCAAACUGAGUAUUAUUUGGUAUACUGAAGUGGUUGCAGUGUUAAUUUACUCAACUGCAGAGAGUGCCAGGUGUACAGCAAUUACUAUAUCGGAGGCCAGUGUUUGAGGAAAUUUACUUGUACUGUCAUUCGAUCCUGCAGUGAAGAGGCCGUAUUCCAAAACAAGCCUACUGUCUUAUGUUGAAUGACAUCUGAGGUACAUGAAACGAGAUACAGUAUAUACCUGAGCUUUGAAUGAAGAGCCACUGGUGGAAACUUUGCCUUGUUGUGAAUGUAUGACCACUACUACGUGCUAUCUGCUUUUUACUGUGCCACCAGACUUCUUGUAGACUGUUUUUGUACAAGUACUCAUCCGUUGCAUUUUUUUUUUCAGUUCUGACAGAUCGUAGCGUACCUUUCAUAUGCUUAGCAUCACUGCUGAUGAGCCAAUAAGGAGAAGCAGACGAUGACAUCACAUACAGCAGACAAGUACUUUUCACUGUUUUCCAUUGUCAUUCUCUAUGACAAUAAACAGUAGUUAUAUUGUAUUCCUCUGGAAUUAUCGCUAGACAUAAAUGUAAACCUUUGUAAGGAAUGAUGAUUUUAUACACUGAGAUGCAAAAUAUAACAAUUGAGGAAAAAGGGGUGUGUGAGUAACAAAUGACGGUGGGGUAUUGGAAAAUAUAUUCACAUGUAUCUCAUAAAAAGAUUCCUUUUCAAAACAGCCAUCGUCCAGGUUUGCUUUUUUUGCUUGACAAACGUGUUUAAAAUGUUUUAUGGAAGUGUUUCAGUGAGAAAACGACAAGUCUAUAAACCACCAAGAGAGGGAUGAAUGUUUUGUUCAUUUGGUGCUCAAGAGAACGUGUCCAAAAUCUUAGCAGUAACUCCUCGUGUAUCGCUGUUAAUUGGUUCCAGAUUUGACCGUGAAUUUCCGUGAAGGAUUACUUAUUAUAUAUGGACUAUUUUUGCAGCUAGAGCCCUCCAUACAUUAAAUAACACCCCAUCAUCACCUUUACACUCGUAUUACUAGGCCUGUCACAAUAACAAAAAUUGUCCUACAAGUUAUUGCCUAUAAAUGAUUUUUUCACUAAUGUAAUAAUAUAGGGUAUAAUAAUGUAAGUACUUUAAUUGCUCAAGAGUAUUUAACAUUGUAAUUGGAAUGUCAAGAGCUUUUAAAUAAAAUCAACCAAAAAAGAAGAAAAAAAAGAAAACAAUGAAAAGAAAAUGGACAUAAAAUGGAAAUAUCCAUUGUGCAGUCGUUCAUCCCAAAAAUGUUUGAUGGGGGUGAGGUCAGGUUUUCACCAAACUGAUGCAAGCCUAAGUAUGUUUUGUGUACCGGAAGCAGUCAUGCACGAACUGUUCCCACAAAGUUGGAAGCAUAGAAUGUUGAAGGCGAGAUGAGGAAAUAUGAUUCAGAGAAAACUAAGGGGUCUUGUACAACCCCUGAUUGGCUAAUUGAUUACAGCUGCGCCCUUUUGGGACUUUUGGCCAUUAUCUAUAUGGCAAUACGUUUUUCAAACAUCAUGUUCCACUGUUACUGUAAUCUGACCAUAGACAAAAGUGGCCCUUGGCGCCAUUGUCACAGCAGAGAAUGGUAGUCUGCUGCCCUCUUGUGGCCUACAGGGGACCUGCAGGUAAUCCACCCUCCUACCGCGACAGGGCUCCUCCUGCCACAUGGAGCAGGAUGUAGAGGCAUCUUUAUGGAGACACACUUUGUGUAGACUUGCACUGGAAUGAUGCUUAAAGUCAGCACUGAUGGUAAAAACUGGAGCGCAAAACUGGGAGUUGUCCAAGUUGGAAGCUGGUCCAGGAAUGGGGGCGGUCAGGGUGCAGGGUUCGCUGAUUCUACAGUCAUCUACCUCACCCCUCCCGCUCCCCAGACGGGCCUUCACCUUCUGCCUCAGCCCAUGCAGAGCCACCUGGAAACGCUUACUGAGCAGAGCGUAAAGCAGCGGGUUGAAGUCGGAGUUGAGCAGCACUAGAAAGUAGGAGAUGGUUACAGCAGA